Molecule: messenger RNA, 1032 nt
Organism: Mus musculus (house mouse)
Lineage: Eukaryota; Metazoa; Chordata; Mammalia; Rodentia; Muridae
Gene: Tas2r107
Product: taste receptor, type 2, member 107
Exons: 1
Coding region: 66-992 (308 amino acids)
Biological process (GO): sensory perception of taste; G protein-coupled receptor signaling pathway
Cellular component (GO): membrane
Molecular function (GO): bitter taste receptor activity; taste receptor activity; G protein-coupled receptor activity
Source: RefSeq, marked validated
UGGGACAUUCUCCAGCAGAUAAUUUACAAUAGAUGCAGCAGAAGUAACCUUAGAGAUCUGUAAAGAUGCUGAAUUCAGCAGAAGGCAUCCUCCUUUGUGUUGUCACUAGUGAGGCUGUGCUCGGAGUUUUAGGGGACACAUAUAUUGCACUUUUUAACUGCAUGGACUAUGCUAAGAACAAGAAGCUCUCUAAGAUCGGUUUCAUUCUCAUUGGCUUGGCGAUUUCCAGAAUUGGUGUUGUAUGGAUAAUAAUUUUACAAGGGUAUAUACAAGUAUUUUUUCCACACAUGCUUACCUCUGGAAACAUAACUGAAUAUAUUACUUACAUAUGGGUAUUUCUCAAUCACUUAAGUGUCUGGUUUGUCACCAACCUCAACAUCCUCUACUUUCUAAAGAUAGCUAAUUUUUCCAACUCUGUAUUUCUCUGGCUGAAAAGGAGAGUCAAUGCAGUUUUUAUCUUUCUGUCAGGAUGCUUACUUACCUCAUGGUUACUAUGUUUUCCACAAAUGACAAAGAUACUUCAAAAUAGUAAAAUGCACCAGAGAAACACAUCUUGGGUCCACCAGCGGAAAAAUUACUUUCUUAUUAACCAAAGUGUGACCAAUCUGGGAAUCUUUUUCUUCAUUAUUGUAUCCCUGAUUACCUGCUUUCUGUUGAUUGUUUUCCUCUGGAGACAUGUCAGACAAAUGCAUUCAGAUGUUUCAGGAUUCAGAGACCACAGCACAAAAGUACAUGUGAAAGCUAUGAAAUUUCUAAUAUCUUUUAUGGUCUUCUUUAUUCUGCAUUUUGUAGGCCUUUCCAUAGAAGUGCUAUGCUUUAUUCUGCCACAAAAUAAACUGCUCUUUAUAACUGGUUUGACAGCCACAUGCCUCUAUCCCUGCGGUCACUCAAUCAUCGUAAUUUUAGGAAAUAAGCAGUUAAAGCAAGCCUCUUUGAAGGCACUGCAGCAACUAAAAUGCUGUGAGACAAAAGGAAAUUUCAGAGUCAAAUAAAUGGGUUUGCAAAUAAAUAGCUGCCUUGUUCUUCCACUGG